Messenger RNA from Larimichthys crocea (large yellow croaker), 1930 nucleotides. RefSeq names its product transmembrane protein 38B (gene tmem38b). Lineage: Eukaryota; Metazoa; Chordata; Actinopteri; Sciaenidae. Gene Ontology annotation, molecular function: identical protein binding; potassium channel activity. Gene Ontology annotation, biological process: potassium ion transmembrane transport. The record is from RefSeq and is a predicted model, not a curated record. Gene Ontology annotation, cellular component: membrane. The coding region runs from base 344 to 1309 and encodes 321 amino acids. The transcript is spliced from 6 exons.
GGCUCCGCCCGCCACAUCACCAGCAUGGCGGAACACGGAGCAGGAAUUCCGCGUAUGCGCCGAUGACAGCGUCGCUGAUGGGCCAACACGGACCAUGACCAUCCCCUGACUGUACAGAUCUGUUGCCCGGCGACGAGUCAACUAACCAGCUGCGAGCAGCAGCUUUAUCUUGCUCGGACACACACAGCUGUUUGGUAUCACACUUGACAGACGGUGGAUGAAGCCGAGCCUUUGCCCUGAUGCUCUGAGUUGGACCGGUGCCUUUUUUUUUCUCCACUUUGAACUCCUCACCAGGAUUAACUAGACUAGCUUUUUGUUGUUGGAGAGUUUAACAAACAGGAUCAUGGAUUUGCUCGGAGUGCUGCCCUUGGACGAGCUGUCCCACGGGCUGGCAAACUUGUCCAUGUUUCCAUACUUUGACAUGGCGCACUAUAUCAUAUCAGUCAUGGCUCUGCGGGAGCAGCCAGGUGCUCUUGAGGUCUCCAGGGUCAGCCCCUUAGCCUGCUGGUUCAGCUCCAUGCUGUUCUGUUUUGGCGGAGCUGUGCUGUCUGCAGUCAUGCUGGCCGAGCCUGUCGUCGCACCUUUGUCCAACAGCACCAGUGUUCUGCUCGCUUCGGUCGUCUGGUACCUAGUGUUUUACUGCCCCAUGGACCUGGUGUACUGUUGUGCUGCCCUGCUGCCUCUCAGGCUGGUGCUGUCAGGAAUGAAAGAAGUGACCAGGACAUGGAAAGUGCUCGGAGGAGUCACCCAGGCGCACGGCAAAUACAAGGACAGUCUGCUGGUUAUGAUUGCCAUCGGCUGGGCUAAAGGUGCUGGAGGUGGUCUGAUAAGUAAUUUUGAGCAGCUUGUUCGGGGUGUAUGGAAACCGGAAACUAAUGAGCUCCUCAAAAUGUCUUACCCCACCAAGAUCACCCUUAUCGGCGCGGUGCUGUUUGCUCUGCAGCAGACCCACUACCUGCCUGUCCAGAAGCACCACCUGAUGCUCAUCUACACCGUCUUCACCGUCGUCAACAAGUCAAGGAUGAUGCUGACGGGCUCCUCCACCUCACCAUUCGCUGCUGUGGAGUCGGCCAUCUACAAGACCCUCUUCACCGGCUGCUCGCCUUACGCCGCCCUCACCGGCGAGGUAAAUAAAGCUUUUAUCGAUAAUGGCACAAGCAGCAUGCCGACCUCCACCUCCGCAACCAAGGAGUCCGGCAAGAAUGGAACGGCGGGGAAUCACACACCUGUCAAGGGACAAAGUGGAUCACACAAAGCCAAAGAAGAGUCAGAGAACACGGAGAAAACAAGCUGCAAGAAGACUGACUAGUCGGCCUUCGCCCCAUAGCGCCUUUUCACCUCUAAGCAGGAUGGAGUCAUUUCUGAUUCAUCUUUGACUUAAACUUUCUAAAUUGCUGAAAUAGAGUUUUACCAAGCAAGGACUCCAACCAACCCUGGACCUUAUUGUGGGAUAAUCACCCCACCCUUAAAGUACUGUGAUAUUCAUGCUGUCGGAUAUGACCAUCGUACUAUUCUUGGGCUCGUUGCACACUUGCAGUACAAGCUGUAGCUUAAUUUUUAAUAUAUAUUUAAAAAGAGUACAAACUUAUAAUCAUUUUAUCUCUGGGUUUCGGGAACAGUGCUGUGCACAUGCUGAUCUCUGAAUGUCUGUAUCUUUUUCUCUCUGUAUAUAUUCUGCUUCAUGUAAAUGCUAUAUUUCCUACUCUGAAAUGGUUAGAAAAAUUUUAUAAAAGAGAUUAUAUUCUAUGACACGCAGAUAUUUUUUUUCCUAUUUAUACUAAAUAAUUGCACUCUUGAAUGUAUAACAUUUCACAAUGGAAGACAACCUUUGUAUUGCAUUCUGAAGAAACAGAAUACAAUACAAAGGUUGUAUGAAUGCUUUGAAUUACUCUUAAAGCAUGAGAUUAAACAGGUUUAAUGCACUAUAAAA